CACCUUCGUUUCGAAUAUAUCCUUUCUAUUCAAAUCUCUUUCGUUUCUGAAGAAUCGACCCUCCCCCUCCCCCUCCCCCCCUUCACCGGCGGCGAAAAUUUCUACCCAUUUUCUGAUCUGUAUUUUAGUUUCCGGCAAAUGGGUUCAAUCGGCAAGAACGGCGGAACAGUGACCCCUGUGAAAGAAUCAACGGGAUCUAGAUCGAAGAUGAUUCAAGAAGUUUCGAGGCAUUCCGAGAAUAUGAAUCCAAAUGUUAAUGAUACGAUUAGCCCUGUUCCGAAGCUCUCGAAAUCUUCUCCUUUGAUGAAAUCUGCAAAGACGGCUCAGAAAUCGGCUGCGAGAAACCCUAGUGUGGUUUUGAACUCACCGAAGUACAAGAUCCGGGAGAGGAAGUUUGUGGUGGCGAAGAAGAAUCAAAAGAAGGAGAAAUCUGGGAAGUCUAAGACUGAUUGUAAGUGCGAAGUUAGAAAUGGGAGUGAUUCGAAGAAGUGUUUGUGUUUGGCUUAUGAGACUUUGAGAGCUUCUCAGGAGGAGUUUUUCAAGAAUCAGAAUGGUGGGACUGGGGAAAUUAGGGCGGAGAUUGAACUUGAAGAAGAAAUGGAGAGGAAAUUGAUGAUUCAAGACCUUCAAAAUGAAGACAGGGUUGAAACAGAGAAUCAUGAUGUUAAUGGAGAGAGCGAAUCUCCUGAACAAGUAAGUAGUUCGAUAAUCAAGAGGCGAAGAGAAAGGCUGUUGGAGACAGCAAGGAAUAGUGUUCCAGAAACAGGAUCUGGGAAAGUAAAGCAUUUGGUAAAGGCGUUUGAGAAACUAAGAACUAUACAGGUUGCAAAAGAGGAGACUGAUGAGAAUGAGGAGAAGCAAUUAGAAAACCAAGAUAAGCCCAUUGAAGAGAAGAGCAAGGUGAUGAAAUGGGCACUGCCAGGAUUACCUCCUCCAAAGGUUAUCGAAUCCUCUUCUUCGUUUUGCCCGUCGGAGCUUUUUCUGACAUCGGAAAAUCUCGGUUUGGAUUCUCGAGCUUCGGUUUCUUCUUCUUGGGAUGGAUCCCGUGGAAGCAUUUCAAGCAGGAAUGGGGGUAGAAGAAGCAGGAGAAAUAGCGCUGAAUCUGCAGGCACAAUUGGUGGAAGUAGAUGGAAGAAAAAGCAGCUGAAAGUCACUAGGCAGAAGCCAUUUAAGCUUAGAACAGAGCAAAGAGGAAAGGAGAAGGAAGAAGAAUUUCUGAAAAGGGUACAAGAAACAAUGAUAGAGGAAGAAAGACAGAGAAUACCAAUUGCUCAAGGUCUUCCUUGGACAACUGAUGAACCAGAGUGCCUUGUGAAACCUCCGGUGAAGGAAAUUACAAAACCAGUAGAUCUGGUUCUCCACAGUGAUGUAAGGGCAGUAGAACGUGCCGAGUUCGACCAUCAGGUAGCAGAGAAAUUGUCUGUGAUAGAACAAUACAAGAUGGAAAGAGAGAAGCAACAAAAGAUGGCUGAGGAGGAAGAACUAAGGAGGUUGAGAAAGGAAUUGGUUCCAAAGGCACAACCAAUGCCUUAUUUUGAUAGGCCCUUCAUUCCUAGAAGGUCAGCAAAGCUUCCAACAAUACCUAAGGAACCAAAGUUCCAUAUCCCACAACAGAAGAAGAUAAAGUCCUGCUUGUCAUGGAAUGAUAUGAGCCAUUAUACCUUUCAGUUUCAACAAUGAAGAAGAAAAAGAAGAAGAGUGGUUGAAAAAACAGUUGUGUGUUAAAAUUCUGUGACAUAGUGUUUCCCAUUGUCUCUGUCUCUCUCUCUGAAUAAGCAAAUAAUGGGGUUUAGUUUUGUUGGGUUAAUAUUUUUCUGAUGAUUGUAUUCUUUGUGAAAGCUGCUCAUAUAUAAAAUGAAUGUGACAAAUGAGGCAACCGAUUAUAGUUGCUCGCCCAC
Messenger RNA from Cucumis melo (muskmelon), 1898 nucleotides. RefSeq names its product microtubule-destabilizing protein 60. The record is from RefSeq and is a predicted model, not a curated record. Gene Ontology annotation, biological process: mitotic spindle assembly; activation of protein kinase activity; regulation of mitotic spindle organization. The coding region runs from base 139 to 1680 and encodes 513 amino acids. Gene Ontology annotation, molecular function: protein kinase activator activity; microtubule binding. The transcript is spliced from 8 exons. Lineage: Eukaryota; Viridiplantae; Streptophyta; Magnoliopsida; Cucurbitales; Cucurbitaceae. Gene Ontology annotation, cellular component: mitotic spindle; nuclear microtubule.